AUGGUGACUGCGUCGUCAAGCAGUCAUCGGAAAAAGAAAAAGGUCAAGAAAAGUGGGAGACGCAAGCCUGUGAAUUUACAGGCAAAUUUCAGUCGUAAGUGUUCACUUGCUGAUUCUACAAGCCCAGUACUUGAUACAACAACAUUUGAAGCUCUGAGUGACGCCAUGUUCCCAUCCAAUGAUCACAAUGACGCGGUUCCUAAUGCAGGGGAUGCAGCAUGUGGCGACUUUCAUUUGCAUAGUGUAUGCAGUGAUGGGAAAUUCAAGCCUAGUGAAGUAAUUGCCAAGGCUGCGACGAAUGGUGUGAUGUACAUGUCAAUUACGGAUCAUGACACAAUGGCCGGUGUGAGUGAGGCUAUUGCUGCAGCGCAAAAGCUGGGCGUAUUGGUGUUUCCAGGUGUCGAAAUCAGUGCCGAAGUCAAAGGUGGCGAGAAUCUCCAUAUUUUAGGCUACUUUUAUCCAGGAUCGAACAGUGCUGAGCUGGAUAAGCAGUUGCUAAAGAUCCGCACAGCACGACACAAACGUGGCAAGGGAAUGCUCAAGAAGCUGGAGACGAUGGGCAUUAAACUUGAAUGGGAACGAGUGUUGGAAAUUGCUGGAGAAGCAGCACCAGGCAGACCACACGUGGCUGAAGCCCUUGUAGAAGCAGGUCAUGUUGUUGAUUUCCGUCAGGCAUUUGCUCGAUAUCUGCAUAACGAUGGUCCUGCAUACGUCGAGGGUGCGCAUUUUCCACCUGAAGAAGCUAUUAAGCUUAUUGCUAGUGCUGGUGGAAUCUCUGUUCUCGCUCAUCCCUGGUGCUGCAAGGAUCCGAUGACGCUAGUUCCAAAGUUGGCUAAGCUCGGCAUUCACGGCAUUGAAGUUUAUCAUGAUGUGAAUAAAAUUGACAUGUAUGGCGCUUUGGCGAAGGAAUCUGGCUUGCUGAGGAUGGGUGGCUCAGACUUCCACGGCAUUAAUCCUGCGACAGAGCGUGCACCUGGUGCUAUCCCAUUCCCACGCCUGCAUGUUGAUCGCUUCCUCGCCCACGCCAUAGAUGUAUGGGAACGACCGCUUGUAGAGCGACUGAAGUCCAUGUCGAAAUCCAUUAUGCUGGCAGAUCCUGGGACAUGUGCAUCGCGGGAACUACUUAUCUGGAAAGAGCAGGAACCGCUUGUGCGACGAACAUUGGCUGAGCUUGGAAUGGGAGUUGAAAUAAGUAAAGGAACACAAGUCCACAGUACCUCCAUUGGCGACAAGGUCAACGUCGUUGAGAACCACUACCGAACUAUUCGCGUUCAUCCUCUUGGUCGAUGA
This is a messenger RNA of Peronospora farinosa, 1290 nucleotides long. The record is from the annotation of a GenBank genome assembly. Lineage: Eukaryota; Oomycota; Peronosporomycetes; Peronosporales; Peronosporaceae.